UUUGUAUUGAUAUAAAUGAAUUGGAGAAACAAACAACACCCAAUAACACAUCAUUUCUCUCUUUCUUUUCUCUUUCUUUCUUUUUCAUAUAAUCAUGAUGACCGAUAACAAGAAAAACCUUACCGAAAAUGAUUGCUUAAUGUAUCGUCCCUUUGGAGGUGGUGACAUUCAGAUCAAGAGAGACCACUACUCUACUUCACUCGAUACUCGGGGUUACAUUCCUGUGUAUGAGUAUAUAAUCAAUAAUACGCCCAUCAUGUGGGAUAGAGAGACAGGUUAUGUUCAUUUUACCGGCAUUUGGAAAGCUCUCGGUAACUCCAAGUCAGAUAUUGUCAAAAUGGUCGAUUCAAAUCCAGAACUCGGUACAAGAAAGAUACGCGGUGGUUUCUUGCGCAUCCAAGGCACAUGGAUCCCCUAUGACUAUGCUCACCUACUCUGCAAGAGAACGGCGUGGCACAUCCGAAAAGAGCUCGUUCCUAUCUUUGGACAACAAUUCCCGCUAGAAGCACUGCAUCCUGAUCAUCCAGACUACGGUUGUUUACUACUGGACCCACUCACCCGUAAAAAAUCAUCGCUGCACAAACGUAACACAAUGCGUCAAAAACCCUACACAAAACCCUCCACCGACAACAACAGUCAUCCUCCUCGUCCAAAGAAAUCUGCCGUCGCUGCCGUCGUCGUCACAAAAAGAAAGAUUCAGCAUAAGAAUAACAAUAAUAAUAAUAAUAAUAAUCGGGUGGCUUCCAGUAUGUCCGUCACUCGUCUUUUAAAUACAAGCAAUGAAGACAGUGAUAUAUUAUCUUCGGAAGAAGAGGAUGAUGAUGACACAAGUUCCUCCUUUUCUUCACCUUCAUUUCGCGUCAUUCAAACAUAUCCUCCAGAAGACUGGUCUUCUCAUUGGUUAUUACCACCUAUUCAUUCUCCUUCUCCCUCUCCUCCAACACCAUCACCACCACCACCACAAUCACAGGUAGCUCCCUUAGCAACAUCAACAACAACAACAGCUGCUGCUGCAUCACCGCAUAUCGCCCAAGACAUCAUCGAUACCAUCAGUGCUACUAUUCUCUUACAACGUCUCUCCCAAGACGAUGGUAAAAGACCCUUCAAACCAUUUGAAUCUACUGGUAUUCCUAGCAAAGUCAUUGUGGGCCAUCAAGAAUUCAGUAUCUGCUGGGACUAAUCCCUCUCUCUCUCUCUCUCUCUCUCUCUUUCUCUUUUUUUUAAAAAAAUAAAAUAAAUAAAUUAAAUCGCCGUUCUAUUCUGUA
Molecule: messenger RNA, 1265 nt
Organism: Mucor mucedo
Lineage: Eukaryota; Fungi; Mucoromycota; Mucoromycetes; Mucorales; Mucoraceae
Product: transcription regulator HTH, apses-type DNA-binding domain-containing protein
Exons: 3
Coding region: 95-1180 (361 amino acids)
Cellular component (GO): MBF transcription complex; SBF transcription complex
Molecular function (GO): DNA binding; transcription regulator activity
Source: RefSeq, a predicted model, not a curated record